Messenger RNA from Rotaria sordida, 264 nucleotides. The record is from the annotation of a GenBank genome assembly. NCBI's taxonomy places the organism in Eukaryota, Metazoa, Rotifera, Eurotatoria, Philodinida, Philodinidae.
AUGAUUGAUUAUACUUCAUAUAAAUAUUUGGAUAUACAAAAAAAAUGGAUCAUUUGUGAAGGAUAUUUACAUUAUCGUUAUGGUCAAAUUAAAUUAUUAAAUCUUUCACAAUUUGCAAAUUAUUAUGUUGUUUUAGCAAAAAUUCCAAUUGAAGAUGAUAAAUCAAUUUUUGUCAUGUAUUUAUAUCAAAAUCAAAAACAAAAACCAUCAAAAUUUUUUCAAUUAGAUGAAUAUGAAAGAGGAAUAUAUCACGAAGAUGAAUAA